AUGGCACUUACCAGCGGAAGGGGGGUGAGGCAGGGGGACCCCCUCGGACCCCUGCUGUUCGCGGCAUCAAUCCAGCAGCACCUCAGACGCACAGCAGCAGAGCACCCAGAAGUCACGAUCCUAGCAUACGCAGAUGACAUCAUCAUGAUCGGACCGGCGACAGCAACGCUCGGCGCGCUUAAGUUGCUGACGCCGCUGCUCGCCCAGGAUGGCCUCACCUGCAACCUCAGAAAAUCGUCGGCGUGGUCCACGACGCCGCUUGAGGGUGACGAGCUCCCCGAGGGCCUCCCACUCACCCACGAGGGGGUACGGGUGUUGGGAAGUCCCCCGCAGAAUCGGCUACUUGCUGCCCUCUCGGAAUGGCACGCGUGGUGCGCCGAACUGCUCAACACCGCCCUGACUGCCGCCAGCAUCCAACCACCCCGCCGCGAAGCCGAGUUCAAUUUUCUCAUCCGCCAAGCAACCCUCCCAGUGGCCCUAGGUGGACUGGGCCUCACGGAUCCCACAACAGAAGCAGCACCAGCCUACCUGGCCUCAACGACAGAGGCACUACGCCUGCUCCGCUCACUCGACCUACCAGCAACCGCGGCGCUAGGGAGCAAUAGCAACGCCCUGCAGCCGUCUGCGGCACACUCGGUGGCGAGCGACCUCGUCGUCACCAUCGGCCAGAGCGCCUUCCACGUGCACCAGUACCCGCUCUUCUCCCUGUCGACGGAGAUCGCGAGCGCGGCAGCAGCAGCGGACGAGGCACGGGCCCCAUGCAAGCGGAACUCUCCUUCUUCUCUGGCAGCGCGCUCGCCUUCGUCCCCAUCGCCUGCUACUGCUACGGCCGCCCCUGCCGCCUCUCGCCCCACUCCGUGCUGCUUGUGCGCUCCGCAGGUACUGUCGCCCCUGGGACGGGAGGGGGGGAGUGGGGGAGUUGGGGAACUGGGGGGCUGGGGAAGUGGGGGAGUGGGGAAGUGGGGGAGUGGGGAAGUGGGGGAGUUGGGGAGUGGGGGAGUGGGGGAGUGGGGGAGUGGGGGAGUGUGUGAUGUGCAGGCUCUGAAGACAGGGUCACCGGACCAGGAAGCUGAAGCAGCGCGGGUGAAGCGACAGGCAGCAGAGUAG
Molecule: messenger RNA, 1107 nt
Organism: Closterium sp. Naga37s-1
Lineage: Eukaryota; Viridiplantae; Streptophyta; Zygnematophyceae; Desmidiales; Closteriaceae
Source: the annotation of a GenBank genome assembly